Molecule: messenger RNA, 4659 nt
Organism: Elgaria multicarinata webbii
Lineage: Eukaryota; Metazoa; Chordata; Lepidosauria; Squamata; Anguidae
Gene: RIC1
Product: RIC1 homolog, RAB6A GEF complex partner 1
Exons: 26
Coding region: 16-4278 (1420 amino acids)
Biological process (GO): retrograde transport, endosome to Golgi; intracellular protein transport
Cellular component (GO): Golgi membrane; cytosol; Ric1-Rgp1 guanyl-nucleotide exchange factor complex
Molecular function (GO): protein binding
Source: RefSeq, a predicted model, not a curated record
GGCUGCUCCCCAGGCAUGUAUUUCCUCAGUGGGUGGCCCAAGCGGCUGCUGUGCCCCAUAGAAGCCCAGGAGCCUCCGCUCUAUAUUCAAGCGGACCCGCAAAGGACUUUGUUCGCCGUGUUGUCCCCGUCUCAGCUGAGCAUCUGGUACAACAGGCCCAGUGUGUUAAUUGUAAGCUACAAAGAAUCAUUGAAAGCAGCAGCACAAUUUGGACGCUACGAUCAAACUGAAUGGAGGCCUGACAGCACCAUGAUAGCUGUUUCGACUGCAAAUGGAUACAUCUUGUUUUUCUAUCUUCCGCCAGCAAGAGACAAGUAUCUUUAUGAGCCAGUUUAUCCCAAAGGAAGCCCUCAUAUGAAGGGAACGCCGCACUAUAAGGAAGAACAAUGUGCCCCAUCAUUAAAUCUUGAGAAGAAGCAAGUGCUGGAUUUGCAAGCAUCUAUAACCAGUUUACAGUCCAUGCUGGAGGAUUUACUUGUUGCUACUGCUGAUGGUCUGCUCCAUCUUAUUCACUGGGAUGGCAUGACAAAUGGGAGGAAAGCCAUAAACCUCUGUACAGUACCAUUUUCUGUGGAUCUACAUUCUUCUAGAGGUUCCUUUUUGGGAUUUGAAGAUGUACACAUAAGAGAUAUGGAAUACUGUGCUACUCUUGAUGGGUUUGCUGUUGUGUUUAAUGAUGGCAGAGUUGGUUUUAUAACACCAAUGUCAAGUGGAUUCACAGCAGAGCAGCUCCAUGGAGUUUGGGCUCAAGAUGUUUUGGAUGGAACCUGUGUGGCAGUAAACAACAAAUACAGAUUAAUGGCAUUUGGAUGUGCAAAUGGUUCAGUGCAAGUUUAUACAAUAGAUCAUUCCACAGGAGCCAUGCAGCUAUCUCAUAAACUGGAGCUAACACCUAAACAAUAUCCUGAUAUUUGGAACAAAACAGGACCUGUCAAACUAAUCAGAUGGUCUCCUGAUAGUUGUGUUGUUAUGGUGACCUGGGAAUGUGGGGGGCUUUCCCUAUGGAGUGUAUUUGGUGCCCAGCUGAUCUGUACUCUAGGAGGAGACUUUGCUCAUCGACCUGACGGUACCAAAAAAGACCCUUUAAAGAUCAGCUCUAUGAGUUGGGGAUCAGAAGGUUAUCAUCUGUGGGUGAUUGACGCAAAUAGCUCUGGGAAUUCAGUGACUGAAAGCAAGUGCCAAAAUGAAUCCCAGCAUUUCGGCAUUUUGCAAUUUCAGUUCAUCAAGAGUGCACUCACAGUUAGCCCUUGCAUAAGCAACCAGGAGCAGGUCCUCCUUCAGGGAGAAGAUCGCUUGUACUUGAACUGUGGCGAUGCAAUACAAGCUCAGAAUCCUAGAAGUUCCUCAGCACACUCUGAACAUAAGGCUCUCAGAGAAAGAGGCCAGUUUUCAGAUGGGAGCUUAGAUUCUCAGGGUUUAAGCACUUUAUUAGGGCACAGACAUUGGCAUGUUGUCCAGAUUCACAGUACCUAUUUAGAGAUCAACUGGCCAAUAAGGUUCUCAGCCAUUGAUAAGAUGGGACAGAAUGUAGCUGUAGUUGGCAAGUUUGGUUUUGCACAUUACUCUUUGAUUUCCAAAAAAUGGAAACUGUUCGGAAACAUUACGCAGGAACAAAAUAUGACUGUGACUGGUGGCUUAGCAUGGUGGAAUGAUUUCAUUGUUAUUGCAUGUUAUAACUUAAGUGACCGUCAAGAAGAGCUAAGGGUAUAUUUGCGAACAGCCAAUCUGGACAAUGCAUUUGCCCACAUCACCAAAGUGCAGGCAGAAACAUUAUUACUCAGUGUCUUUCGGGACAUAGUAAUUUUAUUCAGAGCAGACUGUUCUAUUUGCCUUUAUAGUAUUAAAAGAAAAUCUGAUGGUCCUAACCCUACAACCAGUAUUCAGGUUCUUCAGGAGGUUUCUAUGUCACGUUAUAUUCCUCAUCCUUUCCUUGUUGUGUCUGUUACUUUGACAUCAGUGAGAACAGAGACUGGCAUCAGCUUGAAAAUGCCACAGCAGGCCUGUGAAGCAGAGAGCAUUAUGUUAAACCUUGCAGGACAAUUAAUUAUGGUGCAAAGGGAUCGAUCUGGUCCGCAGAUACGAGAAAAGGAUAGUAGUCCCAACCAAAGGAAACUUCUGCCAUUUUGUGCUCCAGUUGUACUUGCCCAGUCAGUAGAAAAUGUUUGGACUACAUGCCGUUCUAACAAACAGAAACGACACUUGCUGGAGGCUCUGUGGCUCAGCUGUGGUGGAUCAGGUAUGAAAGUCUGGCUUCCUUUGUUCCCCAGGGAUCACCGCAAACCACAUUCCUUUCUGUCAAGACGGAUCAUGCUGCCUUUCCACAUUAACAUAUACCCCUUGGCUGUUCUGUUCGAAGAUGCCUUGGUUCUUGGUGCUGUCAAUGACACUGUGCUCUACGACUGUUUAUACACUCACAGCAGCGCUAUAGAACAUUUAGAGGUUCUCUUCCCUUUCUGUAUUGUUGAGAGAACAUCUCAGAUCUACCUCCAUCACAUUUUACGCCAGCUUUUGGUGAGGAACCUAGGCGAACAAGCCUUGCUCUUGGCUCACUCCUGUGCCACGUUACCGUAUUUUCCUCAUGUGCUAGAACUGAUGCUUCAUGAAGUGCUGGAAGAAGAAGCUACCUCACGGGAUCCUAUCCCCGACCCUCUACUUCCCACUGUGGCUAAAUUCAUUACAGAGUUCCCCCUCUUCCUGCAGACAGUUGUUCAUUGUGCUAGGAAGACAGAAUAUGCCCUGUGGAAUUAUCUCUUUGCUGCUGUUGGAAAUCCGAAAGAUUUGUUUGAAGAGUGCUUAAUGGCCCAGGACUUAGAUACUGCUGCGUCUUACCUUAUCAUUCUGCAGAACAUGGAAGUCCCAGCAGUCAGUAGGCAGCAUGCAACUUUGCUAUUCAAUACUGCUUUGGAGCAGGGAAAGUGGGAUCUUUGUCGGCACAUGAUCAGAUUUCUGAAAGCCAUUGGCUCUGGCGAAUCAGAGACACCUCCUCCUACACCAACUACUCAGGAACCUAGUUCAAGUGGUGGCUUUGAGUUUUUCAGACAUCGCAGCAUUAGUUUGUCCCAGUCUGGAGACAACCUUCCAGCUGGCAAGUUUAACUUGCAAAAAACCUUGAGCAUGCCGUCCGGACCACCUGGCAAAAGGUGGAGUAAAGACAGUGACUGUGCUGAGAACAUGUACAUUGACAUGAUGCUGUGGCGACACGCUCGGCGGCUUCUAGAAGAGAUCAGGCUUAAGGACCUUGGUUGCUUUGCUGCCCAACUGGGCUUUGAGCUGAUUGGCUGGUUGUGUAAGGAGCGGGCCAGGGCUGCCCGCGUGGAGGAUUUUGUCACUGCUUUGAAGAAACUGCACAAAGAUUUCCUCUGGCCAUUUCCAAUUAUUCCAGUUUGUUCCAUAAAUUCACCUCUCAAGAAUGGAAAGUACAGGACAGUAAUAGGUGAGCAACUCUUAAAGUCACAGUCUGCUGACAGCUUUUUGAACAUGGAAAUGGACACUGGCAUUCCAAAUGUGCCAAGAAGUCACAGCUGGCUUGGCACCAUCAAUUCCUCCCAAAGAGAGAUGGAUGCAGCAUCGUCCCAUGGACCUCACAUGCAAGAUGCAUUCCUCUCACCUCUACUCAAUAAAGGUGAUGAAUGCAGUAUUGGUUCAGCAACAGACUUGACAGAAUCAAGUUCUAUAGUGGAUGGAGACUGGACAAUGGUGGAUGAAAAUUUCUCCACACUGAGUUUAACUCAGUCAGAGUUGGAACAUAUCUCCUUGGAGCUUGCCAGUAAAGGGCCACACAAAUCGCAGGUUCAGUUGCGGUAUUUGCUUCAUAUUUUUAUGGAAGCAGGAUGUCUGGACUGGUGCAUUAUUAUAGGCCUUAUUCUUCGUGAAUCUUCAAUAAUUAACCAGGUUUUUAGCCUAAUGCAAUCUUCAGAGGUUGAUGGAGAGAUGUUGCAGAAUAUUAAGACCGGAUUGCAGGCAGUAGAUAGAUGGACUUCUACAGACUGCCCCGGGUAUAAGCCGUUCCUAACUAUCAUCAAACCACAACUCCAAAAGCUGAGUGAGAUAGUGGAGGAGCAAGUGCAACCAGAAGCCUUCCAGCCCGUGAAUCUGUCAAGGAUGGCCGAACAAGCCAGUCCAAGGGCAGAAGAAAACAGAAGUUCAGCUAGCCACAGUGCCAGUCCUCAAAGUGAAACCAGCAGUAGCACCACAAUUCGGCAUGAUGAGGACAUGACUGGACUGGAGGAGGAGGAAGAUCCACUCCAGGAAGGAAGUUAUGACUGCACUGUGUCCUAACAGCAUUGGAGCUCUUGGCUGAUCAUAUAAAUAAGAGCACAGCUUUAUAAUAAUGGCGUUUAAGAACAUUGCCUUUUGGAUGAAAGUGAUCAGAGCCUUCAAUAACACGUGUGUGUGUGUUUAUUGUAAUGCUGAUUUUUUUUACAUGCAUUUACUAGAGAACCUCCUUAAAUUGGUGAUUGCUUCCCAAUAAGCAGUCUUGGUUCUUUUGACUAUAAAAUUGUUAUAUGGAAAGCAACUACACUGUAGUUUGCAUAGCAAGGUAUUUUAUCUUGAAGAUUUUGUUGUUGAGACGAUUUCCCUCUGUUCCUCAAAGAUUUCCUCCUUAUGUUUUGGUUUCUUGAUCAUGCAGAAGGACAUCUAUAUCAGUACACCAAAAUC